AUGGGAGUCCAGGGGCUGUGGAAAUUGCUGGAGUGCUCCGGGCGGCAGGUCAGCCCGGAAACACUGGAGGGGAAGAUACUUGCUGUUGAUAUUAGCAUUUGGUUAAACCAAGCACUUAAAGGAGUCCGGGACCACCAUGGGAAUGCAAUAGAAAAUGCUCAUCUUCUCACUUUGUUUCAUCGGCUCUGCAAACUUUUAUUUUUUCGAAUUCGUCCUAUUUUUGUGUUUGAUGGGGACGCUCCACUCUUGAAGAAACAGACUUUGGCUAAGAGAAGGCUGAGAAAGGACUGCGCAUCCAGUGACUCCAGAAAAACUACAGAGAAGCUUUUGAAAACAUUUUUGAAAAGACAAGCUAUCAAAACCGCCUUCCAAAGCAAAAGAAAUGAAGCACUACCCAGUCUUACGCAAGUUCGAAGAGAAGAUGACAUCUAUGUUUUGCCUCCUUUACAAGAGGAAGAAAAACAUAGUUCAGAAGAGGAAGAUGAAAAAGAAUGGCAAGAAAGAAUGAAUCAAAAACAAGCAUUACAGGAAGAGUUCUUUCAUAAUCCUCAAGCGAUAGAUAUUGAGUCUGAGGACUUCAGCAGCCUGCCCCCUGAAAUAAAGCAUGAAAUCUUAUCUGAUAUGAAAGAAUUUACCAAGCGAAGAAGAACAUUAUUUGAAGCAAUGCCAGAGGAGUCCAAUGACUUUUCACAAUACCAGCUCAAAGGCUCGCUUAAAAAAAACUAUCUAAACCAGCACAUAGAACAGGUCCAAAAGGAAAUGAAUCAGCAACAUUCAGGACAAAUCCAAAGGCAAUAUGAAGAUGAAGGGGGCUUUUUGAAGGAGGUAGAGUCAAGGAGAGUGGUCUCUGAAGACACUUCACAUUACAUCUUGAUAAAAGGUAUUCAAGCCAAGAAAGUUGCAGAAGUGGAUUCAGAGUCUCUUCCUUCUUCCAGCAAAAAGCACAGCAUGUCUUUUGACAUGAAAUCAUCUCCAUGUGAAAAAGUGAAGACAGAGGAAGAGGCCGGGGCCGCCCCUCCUUCUCCAAGAACUUUGCUGGCUGUGCAAGCUGCCCUGCUGGGGAGCAGCUCCGAAGAGGGCUUGGAGAGUGAGGAUCGAAGGCAGCUGGGAGAGAGGAGCGCACGUGCUGCUGCAAGUGAGGGCUCCCUGUCCCCGCGCACUCUCUGCGCCAUUCAGAGAGCUCUAGAUGAUGAUGAAGAUGUGAAGGUGCCCACAGGGGAUGCCGUGCAGCUGGGAGGGCCAGGAGCAACCGAACUGCUUCUGGACAGUUCCACUGAGGACAACAAGGACGGACUCAAAGUGAGCAAUGGGAAAGGAGCGCUGUUGACUGCGGUACCGGCUUCCACCAGCGUGAACUCCGCGGAGGAGCCUGCAGCCGGCACCGGUGACCAGAGAGGGCCGACAGACUCGGCUCCUUUGCUAAGUGCUGUCUUUUGUCAAGGCAGUGAAUCUGAUGUCCCAAAAGAACAAAUGUCAUUUAUUCACGUGGCGGACGAAGCCUUUCAAGCAAGGGAUGAAUCUGCCGUUAAAGACAGAAAAGAUCCACUUCCCUCGGAAAGCACAGAGGUUAUGCACAGGGACGCACCCGGGCUCGCGAGUGGAAAGGAACUGACGCAGGCACUGAGCUCUGUGUCGAGAAGUAAAACAACAUGUGCCAAAGUGCUCGAUCCACAGGAAGACAUUUGCCCAUCUAAGAGUAAAUAUGCUCCCUCUGUUCUUUCAAGUGAUGACGAAACAGAAUAUGAACAAAAUCCUGCUUCUGAAGUCAUUGGUACUGUCAGUUUGCAAGAAACGAGUAACACAGUAAGCGUCCCUUCAGAGGCAGUAGGUAACUUAGAAAAUGUGGUCUCAUCUUCUGCUAAAGAGCACGAGAAUUUCCUAAAAACCAUCCAAGAACAGGAGAUGAUUGAAUCUGCAGGCCGGGAUUUAAUUUCAGUUCCAGGGUCUGUGAAACCAAUGGAAAUCGACUCGGAAGAAAGUGAAUCUGAUGGGAGUUUCAUUGAAGUACAGAGUGUGGUUAGCGAUGAUGAACUUCGAGCUGAAUUGCAUGAAGCUUCCAAAUCUCCCUCCGAACGAAGUGAAGAGGAACUGAUAGAAACUAAGGAGGAAGAAGCCACUGCUGACACCGGGAGCCUCCCAAAGGACAUCUCUGAACACACAGACUUAGAUAUUGAGGCACACCAAGAAGCUGGAAAAGAUGCUGAUGAUUCGAUCAAUGAAUGGGAAGAUAUUAAUUUGGAGGAGCUGGAAACUCUGGAGAGCAACCUUUUAGAACAACAGAAUUCACUGAAAGCUCAAAAACAGCAGCAAGAACGGGUUGCUGCUACUGUAACCGGACAGAUGUUCCUGGAAAGCCAGGAACUUCUGCGCCUGUUUGGCAUUCCCUACAUCCAGGCUCCCAUGGAGGCAGAGGCACAAUGCGCCAUCCUGGACCUGACCGAUCAGACUUCUGGAACCAUCACUGAUGAUAGUGAUAUCUGGCUGUUUGGAGCACGGCAUGUCUAUAAAAAUUUCUUUAAUAAAAACAAGUUUGUAGAAUAUUACCAAUAUGUGGACUUUCACAACCAAUUAGGAUUGGAUCGGAACAAAUUAAUAAACUUGGCCUAUUUGCUUGGAAGUGAUUAUACCGAGGGUAUACCAACUGUAGGUUGUGUGACAGCCAUGGAAAUUCUCAAUGAAUUCCCUGGACAUGGGCUGGAACCUCUCCUAAAGUUCUCAGAGUGGUGGCAUGAAGCUCAAAAAAAUAAGAAGAUAAGACCUAAUCCUCAUGACACCAAAGUGAAAAAAAAAUUACGGAAGUUGCAACUCAUACCUGGCUUUCCUAACCCAGCUGUUGCAGACGCUUACCUCAAACCUGUGGUGGACGACUCCAAGGGAUCGUUUCUGUGGGGGAAACCUGAUCUUGACAAAAUUAGAGAAUUUUGUCAGCGGUAUUUUGGCUGGAACAGAACGAAGACAGAUGAAUCUCUGUUUCCAGUAUUAAAGCAACUCAAUGCCCAGCAGACACAGCUACGAAUUGAUUCUUUCUUCAGAGUAGCUCAACAGGAGAAACAAGAUGCUAAACGUAUUAAGAGCCAGAGACUGAGCAGAGCUGUGACAUGUAUGCUAAGGAAAGAAAGAGAAGAAGCAGCCAAUGAAAUAGAAGCAGUUUCUGUUGCUAUGGAGAAAGAAUCUGAGCUACUUGACAAGGCAAAAGGAAAAACCCAGAAGAAAAGCAUAGCAAAUAAAUUGAAAGAGUCAUCAAGCCUGAAAAGAAAGAGGUGUUCAGAUUCUAAACGAGACAACAAAUGUGGUGGAUUUUUGGGGGAGACCUACCUCUCAGAAUCAUCUGAUGUGUCUUCAAGUGAGGAUGCUCAAAGUUUAUCUUUAAUCAACGCGCAAAGGAAAAAAGGAGAAAAAGAAUCAAAAAUCAGCUCUUCAGAUUUGCAGAACUCGGUGAAGGAGGCUCAUGUGAAGGACGGAGGUGUGACCACAGGCAGUUCUAGCGACGACGAUGGAGAGAAAGCAACGACAGUCCUCGUGACGGCCAGAUCCGUGUUUGGGAAGAGAAGAGGAAAACUGAGAAGCGCAAGGGGAAGAAAAAGGAAAACCUAA
This is a messenger RNA of Propithecus coquereli (Coquerel's sifaka), 3594 nucleotides long. Its product is annotated as DNA repair protein complementing XP-G cells-like. The transcript has 15 exons. The coding region runs from base 1 to 3594 and encodes 1197 amino acids. Gene Ontology annotation, biological process: nucleotide-excision repair. The record is from RefSeq and is a predicted model, not a curated record. Lineage: Eukaryota; Metazoa; Chordata; Mammalia; Primates; Indriidae. Gene Ontology annotation, molecular function: DNA endonuclease activity; single-stranded DNA binding. Gene Ontology annotation, cellular component: nucleus.